Molecule: messenger RNA, 1542 nt
Organism: Drosophila eugracilis
Lineage: Eukaryota; Metazoa; Arthropoda; Insecta; Diptera; Drosophilidae
Gene: Cyp6a18
Product: probable cytochrome P450 6a18
Exons: 2
Coding region: 2-1525 (507 amino acids)
Molecular function (GO): oxidoreductase activity, acting on paired donors, with incorporation or reduction of molecular oxygen; iron ion binding; monooxygenase activity
Source: RefSeq, a predicted model, not a curated record
UAUGAUGUUGACAACUUUUCUCUUUCAAUUGGUGGUCGCCUUAAUGGCGAUCGUUACCUACAUUAAACAUCGAAGACAAACAUACUUCAAACGUCGUGGGAUUCCACAUGAUAAGCCUCACUUUACCUUAGGAAACAUGAAUGGAUAUAAGAAAACGAGGACCGUUCACGAAAUCUACGAAAGUUACUACAAAAAAUAUCGGGACAGCAAGGCUCCUUUUGUGGGAUUUUACCUCUUCCAGAAGCCAGCUGCUUUUGUCAUAGACCUGGAGCUGGCUAAACUUAUUCUGAUCAAGAACUUUUCGAACUUCUCUGAUAAAGGACUGUUCUAUAACGAGAAAGAUGAUCCCAUGUCGGCACAUCUCUUCAAUCUGGACGGACCACAGUGGAGAUUGCUGAGAAAUAAACUAUCCUCGACUUUUACAUCCGGCAAAAUGAAGUUCAUGUAUCCAACGGUAGUAUCUGUAGCCGAGGAAUUUAUGGCUGUAAUGCACGAGAAGGUAUUGGAAAACUCUGUCGUGGAUGUACGGGAUCUGGUGGCCAGGUUCACAGUGGACGUCAUCGGAACCUGCGCCUUUGGCCUCGAGUGCAAUAGUCUGCGAGAUGAGAAGGCUGAGUUUUUGCACUUCGGCAGGCGCGCUUUAUUGGAACUGCGAUAUGGUCAUCUGGUAAGCGGCCUCAUGCGCAGCUAUCCAAACUUGGCCAGGUUCUUAGGUUUAAGUCGAUACCCCGAUCAAAUUCAGAACUUCUAUCAUAGAAUAGUUACUGAGACUGUUACCACACGGGAAAGAGAGAACAUUAAACGGAAUGAUUUUUUGGACAUGCUUAUUAAUUUAAAAAAUCAAAAGGAAAUAACUCUUGAGAAUGGCGAGGUGGUCAAGGGGCUAACCAUGAAUGAAAUCAUUGCCCAAUCUUUUGUGUUCUUCAUUGCUGGCUUUGACACCUCAUCCUCCACAAUGGGAUUCGCUCUUUAUGAACUAGCAAAGAAUCCUCAUAUCCAAGAUAAAGUCAGAGCUGAGUUGGAGGAGGUUUUAGAGAAACAUGAUCAGAAGUUUACCUAUGAGUGCACCCAGGAUCUUAAGUACCUCAACCAAGUUAUAAGUGAAACCUUACGGCUUUACACCAUUAUUCCCAAUGUGGAUCGAGUGGCCGCCAAGCGUUUUGUGGUUCCUGGUAAUCCGAAGUUUGUCAUCGAGGCUGGACAGUCGGUCAUCAUACCAUCAACGGCCAUACACCACGAUCCCAGUAUUUAUCCUGAACCCUACGAGUUCCGUCCUGAGCGAUUCUCCCCUGAGGAAUCUGCAAAGCGUUCAUCAGUUGCCUGGCUGCCUUUUGGCGAGGGUCCUCGAAACUGUAUUGGACUGAGAUUUGGUCAGAUGCAGGCCCGCAUCGGGCUAGCUCUGCUCAUCAAGAACUUUAAGUUUUCCACCUGCCCUGAGACCGCUGAUCCUCUCAGCUUUGAUCCAAAUUCCUCUAUUCUACUAGGACUAAAAUGUGGAAUUCAUCUCAAACUGGAAGCACUAUAAAUGAAAUGUGUGCCAUG